AUGGCACAACGCGCAAAACGACGUCGUUUAAACACUCAAUCAAAUCCCACAAGUUUGGCAGAGGAGACGAGAAAGCUAUAUUCGAACGAUCCUCUUAGUCCAGCUACACAUCUGGAGAAAGAUAAAUGGAAUGGUUUUUGCGAGAUCGAAUCAGAGCCUGCCCUCUUCAACGUAAUGCUUCGUGAGUUUGGAGUGAAGGGGGUCAAAGUACAGGAAGUCGUAUCCUUGGAUGAUGAAAUGCUAGCAGUUUUACAUAAACCAGUCUAUGGGUUAAUAUUCUUAUUUCGCUGGCGAGAAGAUGAUCCAGAAAAGCAAGAAGCGAUUUGUCCGGAGGGUAUUUGGUUUGCAAACCAGACAGCUAACAAUGCAUGUGCUAGCGUUGCAUUGCUUAAUAUUGUCAAUAAUAUUGAAGGAAUUGAUCUUGGUGAAAAUUUACGGCUGUUUAAGGAGUUUACAAUGCCCUUCACACCUGCUCUAAGGGGAGAUGCGAUCAACAAUUUUGAAUUUGUGAAAAAUAUUCACAAUUCAUUUGCCAGGAAAAUGGAUAUGCUCAAUGCAGACCUUCAUCUUAGAAAUGAAACUACUUUUAGCAAGGCCAAGCCAUCCAAAAACAAUUACAACGAUAGCGAUGUCGACGCUGGGUUCCAUUUCAUUGCAUUUGUCCCCGCUUUGGGGAAACUCUGGAAAUUCGAUGGUUUAGAACGCCAGCCUCAAGCUCGUGGCGAUUGCUCCCCAGAUGAUUGGUUAAACUUGGCGAAACCAGACAUUCUUACUCGGAUGGCGGAGUAUGAAGAGGAUCAGAUCGAAUUCUCCGUUUUAGGUCUUGUUCGGGACCCAAUGGACGCUUACAUUCAAGAAUUAGCGGUCAACAUCAGGUGCUUACAACUGGUCAAUCGGCUUCUUGCCGCCACAAGUAGGGAUGACACAGCCACGGCCUUUUCAACUUCUCUGCUCGAAAAUAUUCUCUUAGGGCCAGACGCCUUGUAUGGAUUAACUGAGGAGAUGGUUAACAUAACAUCAGUUCCUACAGAAGAGGAGAAACAAUAUAAAGUAUACUCCUCUGAGGAGCUUGCGGCGCAGCAAGUGAAGCUCUGUGAGCAUCAAAAAGAGCUACGCGCGUCCAUCAGAGAAGAGCAGCAAUCCUAUCAAGCCGAUGAGGACUACGCUACCGGGCGCCGCUUUGACUAUGGACCGGCCAUUAGGACAUGGGUCCGCUUUUUGGCGCAGAAAACGGCCAUUGAAGAUCUGGCCCUCCUGGAUGACUAA
Molecule: messenger RNA, 1266 nt
Organism: Penicilliopsis zonata CBS 506.65
Lineage: Eukaryota; Fungi; Ascomycota; Eurotiomycetes; Eurotiales; Aspergillaceae
Exons: 6
Coding region: 1-1266 (421 amino acids)
Biological process (GO): protein deubiquitination; ubiquitin-dependent protein catabolic process
Cellular component (GO): cytoplasm
Molecular function (GO): cysteine-type deubiquitinase activity
Source: RefSeq, a predicted model, not a curated record